Molecule: messenger RNA, 1885 nt
Organism: Phacochoerus africanus (Common warthog)
Lineage: Eukaryota; Metazoa; Chordata; Mammalia; Artiodactyla; Suidae
Gene: TMCO6
Product: transmembrane and coiled-coil domains 6
Exons: 12
Coding region: 809-1570 (253 amino acids)
Biological process (GO): protein import into nucleus
Molecular function (GO): protein binding; nuclear import signal receptor activity
Source: RefSeq, a predicted model, not a curated record
CCGCCCUGCGCCGCGACUGCGCAGUCCGCACCGCCUUUUGGGCGCUGAGGCCGCCUUCCCUGCGGCAGGUACAGGUUUCUUCCAGCUCCACCAUGUGGAGCCAACGGCAGGGCAGCCUCAGGCCGUUGCGCUGUGGGGUGGAGGAGCUCCGGCGCCGCCGGCGGGAGCAAGAGCACUACGGAAGGCGCGGAGGGAGCAGCAGCUGGUCAGCAAGAGGCUGCUGAGAGACGAAACCUCGGAGGAAGCCGAAGAGGCCUGUGUGGCCGUCAUCCUCGGGGAAGCCGAGAUCCAGCAGUUCCUGCGGUUAGCUCAGCGGGGGCCAGAGGAAAAGGAGAGAGAGCAGGCUCUGGUCAGCCUUCGUCGAGGCUUGCAGCAUCCUGAGACACAACAGACCUUCAUCAGGCUGGAGGGCAGCAUUCGGACCCUGGUGGGGCUCCUGACCAGCAACCAGGCCCUGCUGCAGCUCGGGGCGGCUCGGUGCCUUCAUGAGCUCUCUCACUCUGAGCAGUCUGCGGUGGCCGAGGCCUGCCUGCCAGCCACUUCCUACCUUCUCACCUACCUCUCCGGUCACAGCGCAGACUUUAUAGAGCUUUGUCUGUAUACACUGGGUAACCUGAUCGUGGAGAGUGAGGCUGUAAGAAGGCAGCUCCUGCCACAGGGCAUUGUUCCAGCCUUGGCUGCCUGCAUCCAGUCUCCCCACCUGACUGUGCUAGAAGCCCUCGGAUACGCCUUGUCCCAGCUUCUGCAGGCUAAGGAAGCUCCAGAGAAGAUCAUCCCCUCUGUCCUGGGCUCCACUCUCCCCCAGCACAUGCUGCAACUGUUGCAACCUGGCCCAAAGCUAAGCCUUGGGGUCGCUGUGGAGUUUGCCUGGUGCCUUCACUACAUCAUCUGCAGCCAGGUCAACAAUGCCCUGCUCAUCACCCAUGGGGCUCUGUCCACUCUGGGGCUGCUGCUGUUGGACCUGGCUGGAGCCAUCCAGAGAACUGAGGAUGCAGGACUAGAGCUGCUGGCAUGCCCUGUGCUUCGGUGUCUAAGCAACUUGCUAACAGAGGCUGCAGUGGAGGCUGUGGGAGUGCACCCGCAGCUGCGAGAUGAGCGUGUCGUGGCAGCCUUAUUUAUCCUCCUGGACUUUUUCCUCCAGAAACAGCCCAGCCUGCUUCCUGAGGGCCUCUGGCUCCUUAACAACCUCACGGCCAACAGCCCUAGUUUCUGCACCUCCUUGCUCUCCCUGGAUCUGACCGAGCCCCUCUUGCAGUUGUUGUCAGUGUCUAACGUGGUGAGCGGAUUGGUGCUCACGGUUCUGUGCAACGUUGCAGAGAAAGGUCCUGCUUACUGUCAGCGUCUCUGGCCAGGGCCCCUGCUCCCCUCCUUGCUGGACACGUUGGCCUUCUCUGACACUGUAGUAGUAGGCCAGAGCUUGGAGCUGCUGCAGCUGCUGUUCCUCUACCAGCCGGGGGCCGCCCAGGCCUUCUUGCAGCGGUCAGGGCUGCAGGCCCUCCAGAGGCAUGAAGAGGUGGCCCAGCUCCAGGAUCGUGUGCGUGCUCUCCAGCAGACAGCUCUUCGUGGGUGACCUGGCCUCUCAUAGUCACGUUCUCCACUCCUCUCCCACCCCCCAUCUUCCCAGCCUGCACAGAACCCUUUUUGGGGGUCUGGAACCACAAUGACAUGUCAUGCCUUCUGCUCCCCGACGUAAGCCUAAGCCAAGACCUCUGAAUCCCAGCUCCUCCUCUUUCACCCAGGACUGUGCAGGCAGGAGGACCAGAAGGAACUCAUUGUGGCCUACUUAAUCUGAGUGUCUGGGAUUGCUUUUUUUCUUUUUUUUCUUUUGCUUUAGCAGCUGUGGCUUUUUUGAUGGGACAGAAUAAAGUUUUAUUUUUACAUUUAA